AUGUCUACAGCGGCUGCAGGAUACAGGACGGAGAGGGCUAUCAGCAUACAGGAAGAGUUUAAGGCUUUGACUGUUUAUGACAAGAUUAAAGAGACUUUCAAGAAAGUGGAUUGCAUUCGUUUUAUUCCGCAUCGACAGAAAUCCCCAGCCUAUUGUCAGUGCGGUCUAUUGAGAGAUCACCACAUACCAGAGUGUGUGGAUGGCGGUCCAGACGAGGUAUGGGACCCUGAUGACGGUAACUACACCAGGCACUCCCCAACCGAUGCCUUCGGGGAACUAGAGUUCCAGGGAGUAUGGACAUCGACCAGAGCAAAGUAUAUCCGAGUUGCCCACGAUACUCCCGAGUCAGACAUCUUACAUCUUCUGACUGAUAUUUGGAAUCUACCUCUGCCUAAACUCAUUAUUGAAGUGACUGGAGGAGCUAAAGACUUCGUCUUACAACCCAAGCUACGACGUGUCUUCCGUAAGGGUAUCGUUAAGGUAGCCGAGUCAACAGAUGCUUGGAUUCUGACUGGGGGAACCAAUACAGGCGUAAUGAAACACGUUGGCAAGGCACUUCGAGAGCACACACUACGAUCCAAACACAAGAUUCAUGCGAUUGGUGUUGUGUCUUGGGGCAUCGUAGUUGGUAACAGCGAGCUUCAAGAAAGGGAAAAGAAACAACAUGCUCGUGUACGACAUUACCGCAUGACAAGCUCGAUGGAAAGUAACAGGGCGUGUCUAGAUCCAAACCACACCCAUUUCAUUCUAGUUGAUAAUGGAACAACGGAAAAGUUUGGUGUAGAGAUUGCCUUGCGGUCCCGUCUUGAAAAACUUGUAUCCAUGCGUAAAAUGGACCCCACGGCUAGCUACCACAUUCCUGCUGUGUGUCUGGUCCUAGAGGGCGGGCUAAACACCAUCCGAGUGGUACUAGAAAACAUAACUAAAGACCCAGCUAUACCUGUAGUGAUUGCUGAUGGAAGUGGAAGAGGGGCGGAUCUUAUUGCCUACGCUUACUCCAAGUCAGACAGAGAGGGAAUUAUUCCACCAGAACAUGAAAAGCAAUUACGGGAAAAGAUAGCAGACACAUUCCCAAAGGAUGCGAUUAGAUAUGACAGUUUGUACGACGACCUUUCUGAAGCUAUGAAACAGAAAAACUUGAUUACCAUAUACCGAGUAGAGGAAGAAGUGGACAUAGAUUACGCAAUUCUUAAUGCACUAAUGAAAGCUAGCAACCUCUCCCAGCCAGAUCAACUUAAACUAUCUCUCAUGUGGAACAGAGUCGAUCUAGCCAAGGAAAAGAUAUUCAACCGCAAACUCUUUUUGGAUGAUAGAUCUCUGGAGGAGGCAAUGGUGGUGGCACUAGUCCGCAACAGAGUGGAAUUUGUGAAGCUGUUGCUGGAGACUGGUUUCAACAUGAAGGAAUUUGUGACUGAUAGGAGACUGGAACACUUGUACAACUCCAUCCAGAACAUGGGCGAGUCAGAGCCCUGCCCUUCACUUGGUGUGCUUUACCAACAAGCUGACGUCAUACUCCCCAAGAAUGACAAUGGCUGUCAUACAUUCAUGAAGAAGAAUAUUGAUCAAGUCAUUCAGUAUCUUCUGGGUAAAGGGUUUACCUUCAGUGACUCGUCUAACAGUGAGGAAGGAAGAGACAGGUGUAGCAAUUGUUGCUCAUGCUUCAGUUGUCUUAAAACAAAGGAGAUUGAUGAAUCAAGUAGCGGUGGAUUUGGAGAAUCCGACAAGUAUCCUUUCAACGAUCUGUUUCUCUGGGCCAUCCUGACUAAGAAGUUUGCAAUCGCAAGGUUGAUGUGGCAACGAGGUAGAGGAACCCUGGCAAAGGCACUGGUCGGUGGAAGACUGUGCUACAGGAUGGCCAACGUUGCUAAGAAGAAAUACAAUACUGAUGCUGUUGAUAGACUAAUGGAAGAAACAAAGUGGUACAAUAACUUAGCCGUGGAGCUACUCAGCCAGUGUUUCCAGGAAGAUGCAACUUAUACAUGCGAGCUUCUUUGUGCCCAGUUGAAGAACUGGAGUGAGCAGACUUGCUUAUCAUUGGCUGCAUCUUACAACCAUUCUCGGUUCAUAGCUCAUCCUAGUAUACAGUUCUUACUGAAUGACCAAUGGUACGGGGCUUUCAGUAAAAUAUCAACUUUAAAGGAACUUGAUGAUUUUCUUUUCCCAACGGAUAAGUCCAGAGAAGAUGCCAUGGAUUCCUGUUCCCAUUCUGUUACUAAUAAAAAUGGAACCGGGAACAUAAACUUUGAUCGCUCAUUUUCGAUGGAAAGUGACACAGGGAAAUCUUCAAGCUUGAGACGAAGGACUAGUGUGAUUAGUUUGGGAUCACUUGGUUCAGGCAUCGGGACACUACACAGGAGGUUAGCGUUUGUUACUAGGGAAGCAGAAGAUCUCUCAGAAAAAUCAUUCUUUGAGAAAAGUCGACUUCUCCUGGUUGCACCAAUCGUCAAGUUCUGGAUCAAUACGAUCUUCUACUUCUUGUUCCUGAUGAUGUUCAGCUUUGUGGUUUUAGUGGAUCUACAAGGAGAUAUCAUGAUGAUAGAAUGGGCAGUAACGUGUACAAUCUUCACUCUAGCCACAGAAGAAUUACGACAGUUAAUGAUGAUGGGUGAACAUGGUCGCACAACUCUCUGGCAGAAAAUGAAGAUGUGGGCAUCUGAUAAGUGGAACAUUUGGGAUCUAAUUGGUGUUCUUCUCUACAUUCCGGGUUUCGUCUUGCGUCUGUGUUCAGUAGCAGGAAUCGUUCCUGCUGAGGAACCCUACGCGAGGAUAUUAUUCAGUUUGGAUGUAAUGGUGUGGUACAUCAGACUGUUGGAUGUUUGCAGUGUCAACAACGUCAUAGGUCCAUACGUCAAUAUGAUCGGAAGGAUGAUACGUGACUUAGCUUACUUCAUGGUGAUCUUGCUUGUAUUUGUGGUUAGCUACGGUGUAGCAAGACAAGCUAUCAUCAGUCCACGAUCAAAAUGGAAAUGGUCUAUUCUUGGCGAGAUAUUCUUUCUCCCAUACUGGCAGGUUUAUGGUGAACUCUUCCCAGAUGAUAACUUCCCAAGUGAAGUCAACGAUCCAAGUUUACUGGGCUACUCCAUUGUGACAAUGAUCAUGGUCAUCUUCCUCAUGAUAUCAAACGUGCUUCUUCUUAAUCUACUGAUUGCAAAAUUCAACAACACUUUCAAUCGAGUUCACGACAAUGCGAGUGAGAUUUGGAAGUUUGAACGUUAUCGUCUUAUUAUGGAGUACAGCCAGAAGCCUUUCCUCCCACCGCCAUUUACCAUCGUUAUCCAUAUCAUUUUACUUAUACGUAAAUUGCUCAACUGCUGCAGAGCACACGUGGAAGCUCCCGUAGGGCUCGGUGAAUACCCCAUGCAGCGUCUUUAUAACUUUGAAGAGGAGUGCACUGAGAAUUACUUGAGACAACAGGCCUUAAAGGAGCAGUAUUCAGUAAACAACAGAGUACAACGUAUUUCAGAAAGAGUGGAUUCUUACGGGAAUAUUCUUGAGGAGCAACACCAGCCCAUUAUCAAUAAUAGAGACUUCUUAAAGAAGUUAAGUGAGAGAGUGGAUAGUAUUGAUAAGUCACUGCAGCACAUUGUGGAACACUUAAAGACAGGAGGGAGCAGUGACCACAAGAUAGAGCAUGAACAACAUACUUCUUGAUUAUUGUCUUGAACCAUUUCAGCUUAUUUACAGAUUACCAUACGUAAGUAAAAGAGAGAUGUGUCUGCCUGUAACAAUUGAUGUAGAUAUGAAGUCCCUCAUAAACCUGUGGUGUCAUGUACCACUGGAGAUUAUUUUCCCUUUGGGAAAUUUAUGAAAUAGGGCCUAAUGUGGGCUGAAGGAGGACGAUUUAACAGAGGGCGCUAUGUUAAGAAGUAUGUGCGCAGUCCGCCAAAAAAGGGGUGGGGGGGGGGGGGAGAUGACACACAUUAUACCUCAGGGAGAAUCUAUUGCAACACCUGGCUUCAUUCACAAUUGUACAAAACAUCUUUCGCACAACACCUUGUUUAACCCAGAUAGUUUUUGUAUUCUGGUGUUUGGAAAUACAAGUCGCUCAUUGCCAGGACCAUGCACUUUGGCCACAAAUCUUUUAAAACAUUGAGAAAGGAAAAGUUAGUUUGCUUUUACUCACCAUCAGUCUCAAUUGUAACUGGCAUGCUGUAAACUGAAAUCAACAAGAAAAGAGAAACAUAAAUCGAGCUGGCAAUUACAUUAGCUGUAUCCAAGGUGGAUUAAAAAUCUAAUUUGAAUCAAUUAAGUUGACAGAAACAUUGAAUAAUGCAUGUCUGCACUUAUCCUUUGGUGGAAAUACAAAGCUGGAGAUUUGUGUAAAGUGUAAUGGAAGUAAAAGAACCCAGAACAUUUUUAUCAAAAGAUGUUUCUGAAAUGUUUCCGAAAUGCUGGCUGUACUUUGCGCUCCCCCAUUGUUGAAUUUGAUUAUUCAUAUUUAUUUUUAUGUAUUUCUGCUUUACCCCUGGGAAAAAUCUCAGAAAAACACUGUUUUUCAGAGGUGCCCAGCAACUAC
Asterias rubens (European starfish) is the source of this 4516-nucleotide messenger RNA. Its product is annotated as transient receptor potential cation channel subfamily M member 1-like. Gene Ontology annotation, molecular function: monoatomic cation channel activity. Lineage: Eukaryota; Metazoa; Echinodermata; Asteroidea; Forcipulatida; Asteriidae. The transcript has 24 exons. Gene Ontology annotation, cellular component: membrane. Gene Ontology annotation, biological process: monoatomic cation transmembrane transport. Bases 1 to 3651 code for a protein of 1216 amino acids. The record is from RefSeq and is a predicted model, not a curated record.